Suillus subalutaceus is the source of this 2889-nucleotide messenger RNA. RefSeq lists its product as uncharacterized. The record is from RefSeq and is a predicted model, not a curated record. The transcript has 13 exons. Lineage: Eukaryota; Fungi; Basidiomycota; Agaricomycetes; Boletales; Suillaceae. Bases 1 to 2889 code for a protein of 962 amino acids.
AUGUCCAUCGGUAGCACCCCAAGAGGCCCUGGAUCCUCCUCAAUCCCGGAUCGGAGGGGCAAUCAAAGACCGGCAUCUGAGAGCAUCCUCAGAGUUAAGCACUUGACACUCCAGCAUUCUGCAGACCAUUGGGAGGAACUUCACGCUCCCAUUCACACCAUCUUUGGUUGGGGACAAGAAGGAGGUCUACUAUCUUCAAAAUCGAGUCAGGCGGACUUCCUGGUUAUACAUGACUUUCUAAAUACCUUUGCCCAUGUUGAGCAAGAAGUUGGAGAAGGAUCAUGUUUGUCUGCGGUGGUUCCUCGAAUGCGAACAGCACUUGAGCUCUGUCAAAAGGCUCCACAGUCACCUGUGCAAGACUCUGACCCACUGUCACACAAAAGCUGCGGAAACCAGUCAGUACCGCUGUACCAGCAUGCAAACCCAUCUCGUACUACCAGUACACCAUUACCUGUGAGGUCUGACACCCGGCCAAAGGAGUAUAUUGAGAUUUCAGAGGGCUCAAAUGAAGUGGACGAAGGAAGCAGUGAUGGGUCAGAGGGCCAUGACACCGACAACGAACGGACACACCAGAAUCGAGUUCAGGCAGCUGUAGGCUCAAGGGUCACUAAGCAGACAACCACAGAGCAAUGGGUCCAGAGGCUAAACGAGGCAAAGAAUCAAGGACUUAUAAAUGAUUUUGGGCCAACUUUCAUCAAGUGUCGAUGUGGAGUUACUAUAAAGCUAGAUUCUGGAGAAUGCCAGACUCUUCAGAAACUCGACAGCAGAAAAAGUUGCGACAAACUUCCGAAAAAACGCCAAUACGAUCUUAGCAAAUAUGACCACCACCUCCAGCGAUGUCCUUGGGUAACUGGAUCUAGAUCAAAGUCAAAAACUAAAAAAGAGUACAUUCCCAUAAGCAAAAAAUCAUUGGAGACAAUUGAGCGGAAGUCUCCGCAAAGCAAAGUUCCUCUGCCCACUGUAAUGCAGGUUGAUGGGGCCAACAUCGACACUGGUGUGGCAUGUUUAGGACGAGCUGAUGGUGCAUAUGCACUCCUUGCAAAGAACGCAGUUGCUGGAGAUGUGGGAGGGGUUGGCAGCAUUGCCAGUCACAUUGAGAUAGCAAAGGUUCUCUUUCCAUACAAGUACAGAGGAUGGUCAGCACAGGAAGAAACGACUGAUGACAUAUCUGCCACACCCUCUCAAAGAAACAUGCAUACCAGCAUCACAAAAUUUAGUCAGGAGGAGCUUGCAAUCCUUGGGCAGGAACUGUUGAGCCGUCGACAUUGGUUUGUAGAGAAUGGCUGUGAUGCUGGUUCACAUAUCAUACGUUCUGCUUCAAAACGAGACAAAGCUGAUGCACAGCUUUCAGAGACAGAUCGGAACAAGGUCGAAAAGCGGCAAGUACAUCGAGCAUAUCAGUUACUCGAGAACGAUGAUUAUGGUCAAGUGUUCCUUGAGCUAUUCAAACACGCAAAUAGCGGGCAUCUGCAGGAGCAUGGUUUAUUUGUCAAAAUUGCAGAAGUGUUAGCCAACAAAGUAGGACGAGCCCAUAGUGACAAUCCUAACGUGAAGUAUGGUGCACGCUAUGACUCGGAAGUGAUGAAGUUUUUCAUUGCUAUGCGUGGAUAUGGGAGCCAAAGUGCAGUACAAUAUGGCCUUCUCAGCCAGGUUAUUGGGGGAGUCUGCCAGUGCAGAUUAUGUCCCAUUCCACUGCUAGUUGCUCCCAGUCAAGGCAAGGAAACUGCCGAAGACAAUGCUUGCACACUGCUCGACUGCCUCUCUCUAUGUUGGAGGGCAGGUUUGGCUGUUAUCUCUUGUGGAUCAGAUGGUGCUUCGAGUGAAGUUGGUGCCCAUGACAUCAUUCAUAACUCAGUGUCGGAAUGGUUGACAUUUUCAAUUGAAAAGUUCGGGUUUAUAUUCAAUAUUCCUAUUUUUCCAACUGGUCCCUUGGUGACUGUUCCUGACCUGAGUCACGUUCAAAAGGUGUUGCGGAACAACAAGCAAAGCGGAACACACCUUCUCAGCGCUGGCAAUUACUGUUUGACACAUCAAACACUUGUUGCACUAUGCAAGGAGCCCAACAGUGGCAUGGUAAAGAAGGAUGUCGAGAACACGGACAAGCAGGAUGACGGGGCAGCAAUUAGACUGUUCCAUUCUAAUGCAUUACGAGCAUGUUUGAUGGGUGAUGACAUCGUGAACAUUGCUUGGGAGGAUGUAAUGGCUAUUUUCAACGAUGCACUUGGUGUCUUAAAUAUAUCUCCGCUACCGCUGGUGUUUACAGCCAGUCAAACUGAGACUGCACGACUCAAACGGGCUGGGAAACAGAAAGCCAGAUGUGAAGAUGAUAGUGGCAGUGAGGAUGGUGAGAAUGAUGAUGGCGAUUUGGAGAAUACCGCACCACUCCGUCUGGCUGCUGCUCAAGCUGAGAGCGAUGCCCAUGACUUAUGUGACCCAUCAAUCCCAGAUAGUGUCCAGCAUGCGAAAGCCCUGCACCACAUGUCUCGCAUGUCUGCACUCAUGGCUGACCUUGAGGAUGCUGAAGAAGUCAAAGAGCAGUCAUCCCAGAAGCCACGUGCCAUUGUUCUGAGCAUUGUCGACCUUCUUAACCCAGCACCUCCUUCAAACCAACUGAGCGAGCAUGCCAAUAUGUUGCUGCUGUGGUCCGCUUGCGCAAAUCUCAUGACCGAAACUCAGGUGUUCUGUCUGAAAGAUCUUUCGAGCAGAAGGCCAAAUACUCCCACUAUGAGCCUGAGAAACCUGGCCAGAACUACGACACAACUUGACUCAGCUGCUGGCCUUGGUGUGUCGGAUGGUAAUGGUGUGUCGCACGUCCAAAUGAAAUCCAACAUGUCCUUCAGCAUUCAAUUCACUACAAACGACGACCUGCAGCUCCUCAUGCACAAGUGA